GGGCGAGCCGGAAAACUCCGAACAUACCUAACGAGAGCGAGAAGGAUAGGAUGACUACCCCAGUCUCGGUGGGGACAGCUGAUCACCCCAGUUCACAGACGCUCUCGCUUGCUUCUCAGUGUUCCGUGCGUGAGCGCACACAAACAAAGACGACGCUAGCGACAUCCAACGGCCGGGGUGAUAGCUCGUACUGCUACCCCAGUUUUUUGGGAACCAUAUAAACUACGGGCUUUACACUUCUAUGAGGAUCCAUCUUCGUUGCCUAUAGUCAUUCAAGUAUCAGAUCAUCAGAAAAAAAGAAAAAAGUGAGAAUUAAACCGGUAACAAUCAACCGCAUUCAUUCAAUUUUUUGUAUUGAGCUACAACAGUUUAUGUUUAUUUUGAAACCAACUUCAAUAGAAUAAUAAAUCUGUAAACAGUAUAAAGAGAUUAAUAACCGGCGUAUUCGCUGAUAUCAAAUAGAGAGUAUCGAUUGAUAUCAGUAUAUUUUUUGAGCGAAGAGGUUAUGUUAAGGUGUUUCGGUCCAGGUUCCAUAAGAAAAUUAAAACGAAAAGAAGCUGAAAGCUCAAUGGUGGCUACGCUCAUGAAUACACGUGGAAAGUGUUUACUAUUUACAUUAUCACGUGGAAAAAGUUUCAGAAAAUUGUAUACCGAAACCAAUAAAAAAGAAGAUGUCAAACAACACUACUCCGUAUUAUUACCGAAGACUAAUUUUCCAACGUGGAUCAAAAGUGAAAAAAGAGUCGAAUUGGAUAAGUACUUGAUAGACAAAUGUGGAUUUGGAGAGUUGUACACUUGGCAAAGAGAAAAUUUGCAGGGUCCUGAUUUUAUACUGCAUGAUGGACCACCUUAUGCCAAUGGAGUACCUCAUAUGGGGCAUGCUGUAAACAAGAUUUUGAAAGAUAUUACGAUACGAAGUAAAGCCAUAAGAGGUCGGAGAGUUCAAUACGUACCAGGUUGGGAUUGUCAUGGUUUGCCAAUAGAAUUGAAAGCCUUGACGAGUCUCAAGAAAGAUGAUACAGAAUUGACGCCUCUGGAAGUUCGCAAACUGGCUCGAAAAUAUGCUAGCAAAGCAGUGAAACAACAGCGUACAGUAUUCGAGUCUUGGGGAAUAAUGGCUGAUUGGAAAGACUCGGGUUGUUAUUUGACCUAUCAAGUUCCAUACAUUACAAAUCAGUUGCGACGUUUUUUCGAAUUGUACGAAAAAAAGCUUGUAUUUCGAGAUUUUAAGCCUGUUCAUUGGUCACCUUCGUCCAGGACAGCUCUGGCAGAAUCCGAAUUGGAGUACAAUGAUCGUCACGAGAGCCGAUGUGUGAUCGUGCGUUUUCUGCUGACAAAAUUACCGGAAGCUCUUGGACAGUUUGACGGGAAAAAAGUUUAUGCUCUUGCUUGGACGACCACACCAUGGAGUCUAGUUGCGAAUCAAGCCCUCGCCUAUUCCGCAGAUACCACGUAUUGCGUCGUCAAGGAUGAGAGAGGAAAUCUCUACCUAAUUGCCAAAGAUGUAAUCAAGUCGAUUGAGCAGAAGAUUGGUUCAUUGGAACAAUUACUCGAUCUCAAAGGAAGUGAACUUUCAAAAGCGGAAUAUGCCCAACCCAUAACAGAAAAAAAUCUACCAUUUUUACGAGGUGACCAUGUUAAAACUGAUGUUGGCACCGGAUUAGUUCAUACCGCACCUGCUCAUGGGUCUGAGGACUUUCUCGUUGGCCUUGAAAACAACUUGUCCGUUCUGUGUUUGGUAAACGAAGAAGGUCGUUACACAUCGGAUGCGGGUGAAAAAUUCGUCGGACUCGAAGUACUGACUGAAGGAAACAAAGCUGUUAUCGAAUUUAUCGGUGAUAACAUUGUUUACGAGGAAUACAUUUGCCACAGUUAUCCAUAUGAUUGGAGAACGAAAAAACCAGUUCUUACGCUCGCAAGUCGUCAAUGGUUUAUCGAUACAAAUUCGUUAAAGAAAAAAGCUAUCGAAAGUUUAAACAAUGUGGAAAUUCAUUCUUGCGGCCAAAAGAAUUCGUCAGCGAAUGCUCUGUACAAACAAAUACAGCAACGACCGUAUUGGUGCAUUUCACGUCAGCGAGCGUGGGGGAUACCAAUACCAACGCUUUAUAAUAAAAACACUGGUGAAAUGAUAUUAAACAGAGCAUUCGUGGAGAGAUUGUGCAGUUUGAUCGCACAAAAUGGAUGUGACUGUUGGUGGUCGAUGUCAGUUGAGGAGUUGGUAGGAACGAAACUUUUACAUGAGUACAAACUCAAAGCGACAGAUUUGGAAAAAGGGCAAGACAUAAUGGACAUUUGGUUGGACAGUGGUUUAUCGUGGUCAGCUGUUCUUCCUGACGGUAAAGCCGAUGUAUACAUCGAAGGCUUGGACCAAUUUACCGGGUGGUUUCAGGCCUCGCUACUCACGUCCGUAGCCCUACAAGGAACUUCACCUUACAAAGCUUUGUUCGUUCAUGGAUUCGCGGUCGAUGAAAAAUCCGAGAAAAUGUCGAAAUCGUUGGGUAACGUCAUAGAUCCCGAAGAAAUUACCAAAGGAGGAAAAAAUAAAAAAGAGAAGCCCGCAUACGGCGUCGAUACGCUUAGAUGGUGGGUCGCCAAUCAUGGUUGCCAACAUACACAAAUCCCCAUCAGCGAUAAACUCUUACGUGCGAGUGCAGGAUCUGUUCAACAAAUCAGAGCUAUUUUACGAUUUCUUCUUGGUGCCAUCCAUCCUUAUGAUUCCUGUGCCGAUGUUGAAGCACAGUAUUUAUUUUUGGAUAAAUUCAUGCUUCAUCGACUCUAUCACUACAACAAUGAGAUUCAAGGAUUUUACGACAACUACCAAUUUCAUCGGAUAUGCCAAACAAUAUUAAAUUUCAUCGUGAACGACGUAUCCAGUAUUUAUUGUCAACUCGUCAAAGAUCGAUUGUAUUGCGACGAAGCAACAUCGCCCUGCAGAAUCGGAGCGGUUGGUGUGAUGGGUGAAAUUUUGGCAGUACUCGUCAGAACGUUGGCACCGAUCAUACCACUUUUGGCAGAAGAAGCAUGGCUUUAUCAUCCCGAAAAUUUAGCGUCCGUACCAUUGCAUCACUCUGCCCACAUUUUACCUGACAAUUGGAACGACCCGGACGUGGAAAGCGUAGUAAACACCGCGCUGCUCAUGAGGAAACAUGUAAACAAAUUGACGAGAACGAAUACUUGGGAAUUCAACGCAACAAUCAGAACAAAUGCGGAACAAUUUGCUGCUCUGUCGGUGUUACAUCCGGAACGCGUAGCAUCAAAUUCCGAAUUGUGCGAUAUUCUUCAGGUUUCUUCAACGACUUUGAUCGAUGACGCCUCUUGCACAACUGCGAAUAUUCAUUUGGAGCCAAUAAAAUCAAAAUUGUGUAGCCGCUGUCGAAGAUAUCCGGAGAGCGCACCUGGAUCAGUUUGCAAUCGUUGCGCGCAAAUUAAUGACUCACCAACAAUCUGAUCAACAACAAACUGGAAAAAAUAUUUCUUCUUCCACGCCCCUUCUCUCCGAUAUACUUUCACGAGGCUGGCUCGAGGGCUUUCUUGAGUCAUCGAUACAUUGUUUCUUCGGGCUCUCUCGGAAUUCCAUUAGUAUAUCGGGGAAAAUGUCGAGGAUCAAAGCAGGUGAAGUAUCACACCGUACGAGUUUCAAGAUAUUUCCGGAAAUCCCUCCCUGUGUGGGUGUUCCUGGCUUUGUGGGUCACGCGUGCAAAGCAUCUUUCGCAAGAAACAUUUCUGCACCUCGAGCUGAGACAAGUUGGAUACUAACACGAAUAUUCCUUUGUGACGCGCGCCAGCACCGAGCUAAGAAUUCGUGAACUUUUUAACUAAGAAUGCGAGAAGGAAAUUCCGAUUUAGUUUUUAUGCCAUUAUAUAGAAAUUCCUAGAAUAUAAGCGUUCUCGACAUACAAUGCACGUAUGUAUGUACAAUGUACAUAACGAAUAAAAACAAAUGCGUAGAGAUAACAACGUCUAGAAAUAUUCCUCAACACGGUUGUUGAAAUGUUGCAAGUAGACACCGCUGCGCCUCUUUUCAUGCGACUACGUGCGGUUCUGAUAUGUCAAACUAACGGUACUUGAAAGGAAACGUUCUUUUUGCUUGAAACUCGGAGCUUCGCAUUUUCGUUUUGACAUUUCUGCAGAGUUGAUUUUCAUUAAAUAUACGGAGACAAAAAUUCAAUCAAUAAUAUGACAGCACACUCGAAACCGUCAUUGAUUCGUCAGCAAAAAAAUCUAAUGCCAAAACACGAAAAAAUUCAAACAUAGAUCGUUAUAGUGCCACUCAAUGGUGAUACAGCAGUUACAGGCUUUAUUUCAUUCCGUGCAAUUUAAAUUUAACACCAAGUUUCAACCAGUGGUGUGGAAUUAUUCAUCGAUGAACAGAGGAAAAUGGGUCGAGGACCAAACGGUAUUGCGAAAAAAAAAAUGACAACCCCACGUAUCGAUGAACAUUGAAUUAUUUUAUUUUCAGUAUAUACGUAUAAUAUAUUUAAUACAUGGUCUACAUUAAGUACAAUAGAUAUUUAUUCAUAUCGACGUAUGUAUAAUUCAUAAACAUUAUGAUGCAAUAUAAGUUAUACAACUUCAGUCAGGCUUAGUGCGACCGUUAAUGACAUUAAGCCGUAUUAUUGUCUGACACAUCUUAUACAUUAAGAUCAGCCAAGAGAGGCUCUUUUUGUUAUUAUUGUUCAGCCACUUUGAAAUAAUUAGUUGAAUAGUUACAACUCAUUAUUUUUUUUUUUUUUUUCUUUCAUAAACCGUACAACAAAAUCGCUUGCACUCCUACGGAAAAAAACAAAUAUAAAUUUGUUCUUCAUUCAAUACGAUAUAUAUAUAUAAAGAGUCUGGGACUUCUUACUCUUUUAUACACACCAUAAUUCUCAUGUAUAUACGACUCAAAUUUUUCGGAUCAUCUUUUCCGAUGUACUUUCAAGGGAAAAGUCAACAUCAAAAUCAGUGACCUGAGCGCGCGCACACACUUUCGUCGAAAAGUAAUGGAUCUGACCAUAUAUAUAUAUAUAAGAAUUGAGGUGUGCAAAAAAAGCGGUAUUUUUUGCCUACUUACUUCCACCAAAAAAAAAAAAAAAAAUUAAUUGAUAAUGAAAAUAGGAACGAUCUGCUGCAAGGAUCGUAGGUGGCCAUAACCGUAGACAUCCUGGUUGAAUAUUAUUAAGAAACACUAUAAUAAUCGCAGACAAAAAAUUUGGAUCGUCCGCUAAAUAUAUAGGUCUGAGUGGGAUAAUGUGGAACAGCCGGGCAAAACAAGAAAUUUGUAAUGUUUUCUUUUCCCGCAUUGAAAGAUCACAAAGUUUUAUCGCUCGACUAAGGGACGCGGAUCGUAAAUUUGACUGAUAUUCAGUUGAAAAAACAAAAUUGUUUUUUCAACAAUGCAAUUGCGUAUAAGCGUUAAAAUAAUAACCGUCAUUGAUAACAUGAAUAUUUGAGACAUGCGUAAUAAUUAUACCAUGUUAUCUCAUUCAAGAUGACUUCGAGGUGCUCAUAUGUUUUUGAGUAUAUAUACACAAUACCAAUGAAAUUGAUUAUAAUGUGUACUUAUGUGUACUUAAUAAAACAACAACAAUUCCAGGCGUUAAA
Molecule: messenger RNA, 5583 nt
Organism: Venturia canescens
Lineage: Eukaryota; Metazoa; Arthropoda; Insecta; Hymenoptera; Ichneumonidae
Gene: IleRS-m
Product: Isoleucyl-tRNA synthetase, mitochondrial
Exons: 16
Coding region: 506-3448 (980 amino acids)
Biological process (GO): mitochondrial translation; isoleucyl-tRNA aminoacylation
Cellular component (GO): mitochondrion
Molecular function (GO): ATP binding; isoleucine-tRNA ligase activity; aminoacyl-tRNA deacylase activity
Source: RefSeq, a predicted model, not a curated record